GCUAACCAAGCAUUUCAGUCGGGAAAUUUUGCACAAACCAAGCGCACGCGGCAGCGGAAAAUCGGAAAAGCCCAGUUGCCAGUCAGACGACAGCCGACAAGCGACGAAGUAAAAAGUCGCAAUUGUUUUUGGUCCUUGCCUUCAGUUCGCCGUGCAUCCUCGAACAGUGCGGACGUGUGUCCUUGUCGAGCGGAAUUCUUCGUUUUAUCAACCACCAAAAGACGUAAUUGUUGGCGCGGACUCUAAAGCUAAACAAUUAGAAAUUAUUUAAAAUAAAAUCAAAAAAGGAGAACGAUUUUUUUCUAACUAACGGGCAACGAUUUCUUUUGGAUUUCGUAAAAAUGAGAAAAUGACAGCAAAACGUGAUAAGGAUUACUCGAAAAAUAAAUCAGCACCUGGCAUCGGAUUCACCGCCGCCGGCUCAACCAAUGGCAGCGGCAUAAAAUCCAUCGGGCUGGUCAGCUCCACGCAGAAUGUGACCUCGUCGCAGGACAUCAGCAAGCGGACAAACAAACCACUCAUGGAGAAGCGUCGGCGGGCGCGCAUCAACCAGAGCCUGGCCAUCCUGAAGGCCCUCAUCCUCGAGUCCACCAAGAGCCAGAAUGCCAAGAACGGCGAGGGCCAGGCGAAGCACACCAAGCUGGAGAAGGCGGACAUCCUGGAACUGACCGUCCGUCACUUCCAGCGGCAUCGCAAUCUCGAUGAUCCCACGGUCAACAAAUACCGAGCGGGUUACACGGACUGUGCUCGCGAGGUGGCUCGUUACCUGGCCACCCCGGAGCCGCCGCCCCUGGGCACCAUGCCCACUUUGGCAGAGCCUGGCUCUAAGGCGCGACUCCUGCGACAUUUGGACCAGUGCAUCGCCGAGAUCGACGUGGAGAUCUGUCCCCACUCGACGGCCACCUUUGCGGAGAGUCCCAGCAGCAGCAGCUGCUUUGACCUGAACCACGCGAAGAAGUCGCAGCCGGAGGAACAUUCGCUGGACUACAGCAGUCAGGACUCGAAUCCGCUGGACUACAGCAAAGGCCUGAAGUUGGUGGCAAUGGAGCAGAGGACCCAACCUCCCACGCCGGCGCCUCAGGAUGAAAACAACAAUCGUGGACUUCAGGCGCAGGCGCAGACUCCGAUUCCGAUUCAGGUGCAGGGCCAGGCACAAAGUCAGCCCUCGCCGCAGGAUGCAGCCGUUCCCAGCGAGUUGAGCUACGAAGAGGAUCGCAACAAGGUGUGCGCCAAUGUCCUGGAGCAGUACAAGCAGCAGCUGAAGGCGCAGGUGCAGCAGCAACCCGACUCCGCCAACGGUGUCCUGGUCCUGCCGCCCCACUACGUCCAACUGGCGGCGGCCCUUGGCCUGAGUGCCCAGCCCCUGGUGGAUCCGAUAGCCACUCGCACGGACUUCGAGCGGCUGAUUGAGUUGCAAAGGGUUCAGCCCCACUUGGCCGGCAAGUUGAGUCCCAAUUUCCCUGGAGGCUUGGAGGCGGCUCAUGUGGCUGCCGCAGCGGCUGCAGCCUAUGCCAACAGCAUGGCGGUGGCCGCAUCCGCCGGUGUCAACGUUUCCGCCAUGGCCACUUCCGGAGCGGGAACGCCAUCCGUUCACCAGGAGAGACCCGCCUCUGUGGCAGCCUCUGUCAGUUCCGGCGUCUCUGUGUCGGAACACAAGUCCAUGCCCGCCACGCAGCAAUCCUCGCCCAGAUCCGAGAGUGGCAUCGGUUCGAAUGAGAACGAGGCUCCGGUGACCAGUCCGCGCCCGCAGACGAGCAACGCAGCUCGUCAGGCCUUAAGACAACGCCAGGAGGAGGAGUACCAUUACAUGGCCCAGGCGGCGGCGGCUGCAGCGGCAGCAGCUGCUGGACAGGAUGAGAGCAUGUGGCGACCCUGGUGAACCGGUGGGUCAGAGAUCCUAUGUACCAAGUAUGUAGACUGCACCAGUUAGU
Drosophila suzukii is the source of this 1931-nucleotide messenger RNA. It is a transcript of the gene Sidpn, whose product is annotated as similar to Deadpan. Gene Ontology annotation, molecular function: RNA polymerase II cis-regulatory region sequence-specific DNA binding; protein dimerization activity; DNA-binding transcription factor activity, RNA polymerase II-specific. The record is from RefSeq and is a predicted model, not a curated record. NCBI's taxonomy places the organism in Eukaryota, Metazoa, Arthropoda, Insecta, Diptera, Drosophilidae. Gene Ontology annotation, cellular component: nucleus. Gene Ontology annotation, biological process: regulation of transcription by RNA polymerase II; regulation of neurogenesis; anterior/posterior pattern specification.